AUGGACGAUGCUGCGGUGCCUCCAGCAACAACAUCAACGGGACAAGGAGCCCAAACGGACAACGGUCAACCUUCAACAGAUACCCAGUCAGCACACACACCUAGCAUGACAACGGCUCUGACCUCUGACCCUGAGGUCAUCCAAUGGGCCGGUCCUUCUCCUUCGACUACUGACGCCACCAUCUUGCAGGUCCCUAAUGAAUCGACCCCUGAUUCACACCCCCAGGACACUGGCCCGGUAUCUGAACCCGUUGAAGAGACACAACAUCAACAAUCAGAGACAGAGCCGGCAACAACAACCACACCAGCAGCUCCAGCAAAACAGGUGUUCUCGCUCUUUCUCACACCAGAACAACGCAAAAAGAAGCAGGAGGCCGAGGCUGCCGCCAAGGCCCCAGGAAAGCGAGGCCGGAAACCAAAGAACAAGCCUCCUGUCGGUCAAGUCGGGGUGCCUUCAGUAGCAGGAUCGACGACUACAGCGCCUCUCAAGCCGCCGACUGAUCCCAAGACCAUUGUCGACCCAAACAUCUCAAAGACAGGCGAGACACACCGUUUCUUUCAGGAAGUCAAGUCGUCUCAACUGAGUGCAGCAGGAGCAGGAUCGACCUCAUCAGAAUUGAACCCGGACGGAACAACCCUCCGUGUCGUCCGUCGCUACAACUCCAAACCACAGGAAUCGCCAUUCCCGCUUCGGCAUCAACAGUUUCAUGGAUCGGAGACGAUUGACGCGAUCAAUGGAGUAGUAUCACAACUCUGUGGUCUCGACACUUCCGCCUCUUCGCCGGCUCCGUUGUCUUCGACCUCCUUACAACAGGAUACUCACACGAACCAGCACAAUAUGCUCGCAUCAAAGAACAGCAACUCGCAUGGGUGGUACUCUUUGCGGACAGGCCUGGAUCUAGGGAUCACAGCACCAGACUACAAACCCAGUCCGCGAGGCAAGGACUGCUGGACUCAUUGGGGCAGCAGCAAGGACCAGAGGUGGCGCGACUGGUCCGAACAGAGUUAUCGCCUACCACGCCCCACGGCCAAGGAGAAGAUGAUCCUCAGUCAGUCCGACGAGCCUGACGAAUUUGAGUCUUGUCGACGAGUAGGAGCGAACGAGCGUCUUUGGCAUCAGACUUGGGCAACAACACUUCUCGGCACCGCAGGAAUCGAGCCAGGGUCAGUUGAUGUUCCCGGAGAACUCAAGUAUGGAGAGCUGUGGACAGAUAAAUACCGACCAAACCAAGGGGCAGAGAUUCUGGGCAACAGGGCGAACACCGAGUAUCUGACACGCUGGCUCAAGAGACUGGAGGUGUCUGGAUGGACAUUGAACCCGGAGGAGUCGUCCGCUGGCGGCGGCGGUGGAGUUGGAUCAGGCGCUGCAGGGUUGGGCAAGAAGGGGUCGGACAUCAUGGGAGCAGCCAGGAAGCGCCGGAAACGUACCAAGCGGAAGGACUUGAACGAUCUCGACGAUUUUAUUUCUUACGAUGAUCUGGACGACUUUGAGGAACCUUACGGAUACAAGAGUGACGAGGAGGAGGUCGAGUUCAAGGCACAUAAGCCUCUGACUUCGUUUUCAAUGUUGGCUAGCUUGGACCCUAUGUACGAAGAGGACGGAUCGACGAUAGCCCGAUCAAGGUCACUACCGAAGAAGUUUGAUAUCAAGUCAAACGCGAUUCUGCUUAGUGGGCCGACUGGAAGCUGCAAGACUGCGGCUGUCUAUGCCUGUGCGGAGGAGAGCGGAUAUGAGGUCUUUGAGGUCUCUCCAGGAAUGCGGCGGACAGGAAAGGAGGUUCUGGGACUGGUCGGCGAGAUGGCAGAGAAUCACCAUGUUCACGUCGUUCCUGGCAAGACUGAGCUCAAAGAGGAUGUCCACAGUGUUAUGAGCGUGAAGAAACAAGACAGUCCAGUGCCUGCCCCAGAACCGAAAAAGUCAACGCUGCAUUCCUUUUUCCAGCAGAGCCAGAAGGUCGUGCAAGAGGACGAGGAUGAAGUCAUGGAGGAGGCUGUCUUAGAGGAGAACGAAGAUGAGGAUGAGGAUGUUAUCGUUGAUUGGUUGGACGAAGACGGCUCGCAAGCGGCACAAAUCCCAGAUACCCGGCAGACAAGGUCAUCGUCGUCAUCGACGUCGACACCGUCAGCGGCAAAAGAGACGGAUGAGGAGGAGCAGGAUCAAGGCGAGUCAUUAGCGCACCACGAGGAUACAUUGUCCGACCUGUACUCGCUUCUUUCGACGACCAACCCUCGGCAAUCUCUCAUCCUGUUGGAGGAGGUGGAUAUCCUGUUCGAGGACGACAAGGGAUUCUGGGCGAGCAUUGUGGCCUUGCUCGCCAAGAGCAGGCGACCAGUCGUUAUGACCUGCAAUGAUACAUCCAAGAUCCCAGCCUCGAUGAUCCGGUUCCAGGAACACCUCGAGUUCACGCGUCCAGGAUUGCGAGAACUGCACCUCUACUUGACGGCGGUGUGCAGGAUCGAGGGCUACAUUUGCUCGUCUGAGUACAUUAUUGGCGUUAUCAAGCAGAACCGAUACGAUGUGCGGAGGUGUAUCAUGCAGCUUCAGUACGACUCUGGUGUUGUCAAGAACCGGUCGCAGCUGUCCAAAUCUAGUUCCUCCAGUAGUCCAGGAUCAAGUCGAGGAGGUAGUCCGAUCGCGGUCGAGUCUUCUGGAGUAGGGAUUGUCACCCCUGCAACAAACGGGGAAAGGACGCCUCAAGGCGAAAGCGGCAGAUCAUCGCCUACACCUGGAUCACCCAUGCGGAAAAAGCCUCAGAGGCUCAUGCGGAUCAGUGCCAGGAACAUUAUCCCGGCCACUGCGCCUACGUCGGGUGGUGAGAGGAAGAAAGUGUUGCCUAGUCCUAUGCAGGAGCUGGGACAACUGGAGGUCCAAUUGCAGUAUGCCGAUACCAUGUCCUUGAGCGAUUCUUGCCUCCGCAUGCCACCUGACCGAAUCCUCCAGUGCUUUGAGGCGGACCAGUUUGCGGCGAGCAAGGACGAUGUCGUGGGACAGUACUUCCCAAUCUUCAAACGACCUUCCGGCACAGACCACCUAUUGAUGGAUCAGGAAAUUGCGGCGCUCGUUGAAGAGGGCUGUGAGUCGUUGUACUUGAGCCUGUGUGGCCAGCAAGGGUUGGACCCUGCCAAUGUCUUUGACAUUGCCACGAGUAGAAUGGAUCCUGUCGAAUCCAUGACCGACAAUUUUGUACCCAAGAACAACGACAUGUCUAGAAUGCUGUUAAAUAUGCAGCCGGCAUUAGAGGAAACUUUACCGGUGCACGGACUGCGGUUCAAUUUGGAUGUGACGUUCGGGACCUAUGCGCCCAUGAUUCGGUCCAUGUUCCAGGCCGAUCUGGUGAAUACCGCCGUUCCUACGGGGAAACGGACCAUGCGCAGUGGUGGACAUCUAAGACGGCAUAUGAAUAUGCCUUCUGGUGCUGAAAGCAGUGCCAUGCUCUUGACCUGUUUCCCUACUACUACUUUGGCCACGAUGGUCACGUCUCCUUCUCCUUCUCCUCCUUCUCCACCAUCAUCUGAUUAG
Molecule: messenger RNA, 3519 nt
Organism: Linnemannia hyalina
Lineage: Eukaryota; Fungi; Mortierellomycota; Mortierellomycetes; Mortierellales; Mortierellaceae
Source: the annotation of a GenBank genome assembly